Messenger RNA from Arabidopsis lyrata subsp. lyrata, 714 nucleotides. RefSeq names its product S-protein homolog 23. NCBI's taxonomy places the organism in Eukaryota, Viridiplantae, Streptophyta, Magnoliopsida, Brassicales, Brassicaceae. The record is from RefSeq and is a predicted model, not a curated record. The transcript is spliced from 2 exons. Bases 439 to 684 code for a protein of 81 amino acids.
AACUAACUUAAGUUUAUCCGACAUGGCAGAAUUUUUAUUUAUUUAUCAGAUGUUCAGCUGGACCUCACAACUACCCAACAACAUAAACGGUCCCAACCCCUGCUUUCCAGAUCCCUCCAGUUUGAUGUCGAGGUCCAGUCAAAAACCUAAAAGACCAAGCUAGCUUUUUUUGCAGUUUAAUCUUAUAAAAUGCAAGUUCGAUAUAAUCUUGCGAUGGAAUAACCUUUGCUAGGCUGGUACUUAGAAAUUCAAAUCCUUUUUUAGGUUGACCACAAAUUGAUAGUCUUCGAUGAUUUGUUACCUCAACUAUUAAUAACAAGCUUAUAUUAAUAGGGAUACAACAAAAAAGCUUUAAAUACAAAUGUAGCACACACGAAAACAAGUCAUCACGAAAAAGAUCUAAACAUCUACCAAAAACAAUCCAAAUAUAUAAGUAAAAUGAAAAAUCUCUCAAUAUUUCUAUUUGUGUGUAGCCUUUGCCUGCUUGGCCAUGUAUCCAGCGCUGGAAUCAGGAUCGGUAACGAACUCAAAAACAAAAAGCUCCUCUGGAUGAGGUGUUAUUCCAAAGAUGACGUUAUAGGUCCAAAAAUAAUACCAAUCGGAGGGCAUUCGUUCAAUUAUUUUGUGCUUCAGAUGAUGGCGGCGUAUGGGAUUGGAGAGCAAGAGAAGAUGGAAUCUAUCUAAAGAUAAGACCUGAGAGACAUGUUAAUAGAC